UGGACGGAACAUUCCUCAUAUAUUCCUGGGGCUCGGACGAAACGAAACGAACCGAGGACACGACGGAUUCAGACACCUCAUGACACUUUCGAAGGGCACGUAAGGCAGAUGUUGGGUCGCGGUGUGAAACGCAAGUGGAGCUGCCUGGAGGAGCUGGAGGCCGAGACCCUCCCUGCUGCAGAGAAGGAGAAGAAUGAGAUGGAAGAGCAGGAGGAUGAGGACAGGUUCCUCGUGAAUCCAUCCAAGUCCAACAUGAGCCACCUGCAGCAGCGUCAGCGGGUGCUCGGCCUCUGCCUGGAGAAGCUGCAGCACUACCAGGCCGGCGUGGAGCUCAGCCUGCGUCGCUCUGUGCUGCUUAUCAACACGCUCAGGCAGAUCCAGGAGGACAUGCAGAGCGACGGAGCGGGCACCUGCACGCCGGAGGUUCUCCUCAACAGCACCCACUCUGAUUCCUGCAUUCUCAGGGAGGACAUGGCGGUUACGUGCCCUGGGUGUGCAGAGGGAGAUGGAGAUAAUUUAUCUCCACCCCUGUCCCCUGAAUUCCCUUCGCAGGAGGCAAACAGCUCGCCUGACCAGCAGAAAUCACUUCCUGCGGCGACGAUCAAUGCUUUCAGCGAUGCAGUAAACGCCAUGGGCUACCUCAGUGACCUCGCCCUGGAUGACAUCUUCGAAGACAUUGACACAUCAAUGUAUGAGACUUCAGAUCUGCCUUCUGCCUGGGCAUCGGGGUCUCUCUGGCCUGUUAGCGUGUCUCUUUGGACAGAUGAGGACGUUAAAAUGCGCUCAACCGGUCACGCCUCAGCAGGGAGUCUCCAGUCCUGUCUGAUGGACUUGAACGAGCUGGACCACAUCAUGGAGAUUCUGGUAAAGUCAUGAGAUAAACUCCUGAACAUUUAAUUGCUGAGGACAGUGGAGGCUGGGAGCAAAGACUGAUCCAAGUGUGAAUUAACUUCAUGUGACUUUAGACUUUUAAGGUUCCAUCAGAUAUUUUGGUUGUUUUAAGCUUCCGCAAUUUUCAGGUCAAAGAAAACACUAAGUCCUAUGCAAGUCAUUUUUAAGGAAACAUCCUGCAUCCUAAGUUAUUUACACAAGCUUGUGCCUCUCUUUCAACUAAAUAUUUAUUACAGCAGAUGAAGAAUCCAGUUUAAAUGUGAAUGAGAUUAACAAUCACACAGCAAAAACCCACUUUUACAUUGUCUAAUUGUUGUAACUCAGGUUGGUGCUAUCCAAAUGUAAGAUGAUGUACAGAUAUUUGUAGAAGUCUAAGCAGGAUUAAAUGUAGGGGAUUUUUAGCCAUCAUAUUCAGUUUAUUAUUGUUGAAAUUCAACAAAGAGAACUACAUUUUUAAAAAGAAAAAGAACAACCCUAAGCAGUACGAAACAAAUCGGAUAGACCUGCUGUUUAAGGGCAGGUUGUUUUUGAGUAGUGGGUGAGUAAUCGGUUGUAAAAGUAGACAUGUCUAGACAAAGCCAUCACGCCAAAAGUAAACUGCAAUACUCUUAAGGGAAGUGUUGUAACAGGCAGGAUUGGAUAACAUUCAGCAGUAUAAAAGUGUUUUUUUUUUAACUCAGCGAUAACAGAUACUGAUGGAACCUUACAUUUCUACUCUCACUGUCGUCAUGCCUUGAGCAAAAGCAUCAUCACCUCUCCGAGUGAAUCACCCUCUCAGGAAGAAGGAACCUGAGCCACCCGGCGUCACUCAGGCUGUAUAGAUCAGACCUGGGUUGAUUAUUAAUUAAAAUCUCUUCAAUUACUAAAGAGGUUGUGAUUCAGCCAGCGAGCCUGGAGGGCAAAGGCCCUGGUUUUACUUUCAUUACUGGGACUGAAUGGUUUUUAUCGCUCCAUGUAGGAUAUUUAAAAGUGUAGCUGUGAUGGUGCAGCACUCAGAAGGUGGAUGGUAUAUAUAUAUAUAUAUAUAUAUAUAUAUAUAUAUAUAUAUAUAUAUAUAUAUUUGUCUUGUGAAAAGAAGAAUGUGGGUAAUCAAUCUGGGGAUUUAACCAGCCAAAGAAUAAGCUUCCAAUCCUUGUAGUUAAAGGCCACAUUCAGGUCCUAUGAUAAGAAGCAGGAACAUUGGUUGACAUCUUGUCCCUUGAAGCUUUUAUCUAUUUUUAUUUAUGAAUGAAAAAACAACCACAAACUGCAGCAGAUAUUAUUUGUUCUUUUAAAUGUACAGUCUUUAGUUAGAGAGUGAGUGUAAGUUAUAAUUCAGACAGACUUUCAGUGCAUUGGCUGCCAUUUCUACUGCUUCUGCUGACUCUACUGCACCAUUUGUGGUCACAAAUGGUGCAACUAUCGGAGCCCGUAGAAGAAAUAUACUCAUCCCUUCAUCCCUCUUGGCAGCUUGUAUUUACAGUUAAAGCAACGUGUCACAAAUGCAGCAUAAAACAUGUAUUUUAAAUAGUAUGUAAAUGAUCUCAGUCUGGUUCUGACUGAGGAGCUGAUUGCCUCAAGUCAACAAUCAGGAUGACGUUUGCCAUGUCUCAGAAUUGUAAAUGACAACAGAGGCCUAUGUAUUUUUACGGCUAUCCUGAUGGUAUGAACUUUUACUGCAAUGUCGGGGAGUUUUUAAACAGUUUUAUAUGUGUUUCUACCUGAAACUCGAAUCACCUGUCCAGUAGAAGGGGGAAGCGAGUGAAGGGCUGCGCUACAGCUGAUGCUCCUUCACUCUCUGUGGUUUACUCCUGUUCUACCUCCUGAUGUCUGUUUGUUGUCGGUUUGGACUGACUCUGUUUCACACAAAAGACAGUUUAAUUCUUAUAGAAACCUUUUACUUUUGUGUUGUUGUUUUAACUCGGCUGAAAUUCCAACCUGGUGGAAUCCAAUGCUUUCCUUUCAGACCAAAGUAAUCCGUCCGCAUCUCCUUCUCUCGUGUCGACAAUGUGCCUUACUACUGAACCUAGUUUUUAUUCAUUUUAAGGGUUUUGUGCUUGCCUGAGCUUGAGCUUCAUUGAUAAAAAAAAACAAAAAGCACGUAGAACUGAAGCAAGGUGUUAUGUAAAGCAUUGAAACCCAGAACCGUCGUCUCUUCCUCCCUCUUCUUGGCCUUUUUUCUGUGCUCAGAGAACACUAGUAGCAUAUGAGCUUAAUGUAUCGUGACAGGCUGACAGUGAACUAGCUGAGGGAGGAGGUGGCAGCGAAAGCCAGGAGGGAAAAAUAAGAGGAGGAGGAGGAGGACAUGGAGGAGGAGGAGGAGGGGUGGGAGGAAGCAGCUUGCGUCACUUCGUUCAGUAGGAGGGGUUUAGAGCUUGUUUUGCCCGGACUCAGACCACCGACCAAUCACAUGAGGAGCUGGAUUGAUGUACGAGGAGCACACUGCUUCUCCAACAACUUGUUUUUGCUCCCGAUGGCUCUGCACAGAAAAACAGUGUGAAUCUGUUGGAUUUCAGCCUGAAACAAAUCCACCUUCCUGUUGUUUGAUUUGCCAUUGAAAUAAUCUUCCUGACAGGACUGAAAACAACAAGCAGAAAAAGCUGCAGUGUUAUUUAUAAGUGUAUGAAAGUAAAGAGUGUCAGUAUGGUUUGUAAAGCACAAGCUGUAUUGGAUAUGAUGUAAAUGAUAUACAUGUAACUGAAGGAAGAGUUUACUAUGUAAUGAGGUAAAAAUGAAUGAUGCAUUGUAUUUUUUGUGGACUAUUUUAUAGAUUUUAUUCAAUA
Notolabrus celidotus (New Zealand spotty) is the source of this 3653-nucleotide messenger RNA. RefSeq lists its product as uncharacterized. The transcript has 2 exons. NCBI's taxonomy places the organism in Eukaryota, Metazoa, Chordata, Actinopteri, Labriformes, Labridae. Gene Ontology annotation, molecular function: transcription regulator activity. The record is from RefSeq and is a predicted model, not a curated record. The coding region runs from base 109 to 876 and encodes 255 amino acids. Gene Ontology annotation, cellular component: nucleus.